AUGGCGUUAUUUGGCAUCUCCCGUAUUUCUCGACGGUUGUUGAAAUCUUCCGUCUCAGCAACUGCAUCUUCCUUCUCUGUUUUCCAAUCUCAACAUAUAUCCUUGUCCAAACCUGUUACUACUUCACAUUACAUGAAUCCUUUCCCUAAGUAUCCUUCAUGGAAUCCUAAUUACCAAGUAUGGAGUAAAGACGCGGAACWGCAUCGAGAAAUCUUUCUGGGAGUUGGCUGGAAUUACAGAUUAGUUGCUGGAAUGUCUUCGUCCUCUUCGGUUAUGGAGGGAAGUCCUAAGAAAGAUGAUAAGGAGAAGAGUGGUGUUCAAGAAGCUUCUUGGAUAGAUUUGUAUUUGCCAAAAGAAGUUAGAGGUUAUGCUAAGCUUGCUCGGUUGGAUAGACCGAUUGGAACUUGGUUGCUUGCCUGGCCCUGUAUGUGGUCAAUUGCUUUGGCUGCUGAUCCUGGAAGCCUUCCAAGUUUAAAAYUGAUGGGUUUAUUUGGUUGCGGAGCAGUACUUCUUAGGGGUGCUGGCUGUACUAUAAAUGAUCUGCUUGAUCGGAACAUAGAUACAAAGGUCGAUCGUACAAGAUUAAAACCUAUUGCCAGUGGUCUUUUGACACCAUUUCAAGGGAUUCAAUUUCUUGGGCUACAAUUGCUUUUAGGCUUAGGGAUUCUUCUCCAACUUAACAACUACAMGUUGCCUCAAGCAUUUUUAGGUUUGACCAUAAACUGGGGAGCAUUGUUAGGAUGGGCUGCCAUUAAAGGAAGCUUAGGAACGAUGGUUGUACUCCCUCUUUAUAUCUCAGGAAUCUGCUGGACCCUUGACAAAGAAGAUGAUUUGAAGGUUGGUGUUAAGUCAACGGCUCUUAGAUUCGAUUCUCUUGGUGAUGAGGCCCUCCUUCUCGACUUGGGUAUCACUGUACCUACUGACCAUACCCUUGGUAUCAAACCUAAUUCUAUCUAUUUCACCCGUCACGACCGUGCCAGUCUACGGAAGUCUUAUGAACUGGAUAUCGAUCUGUGUGGACUUGGUGGAAUGUCUGCUCAUUUCACAAUGUUAUCUCCGCGUAAUGGAUAUCUAUCCGAUUCCAGUAUUGUGAUUAGUUACAACAACAUGAUAGGAGGAACUGCUAGACGCCGAGCGGAGGAGGAGGAAUGUAAAGACUCCGAUUCCGUUGUUAUCGGCGGUGAUGAAGCAGGUGGUUCUGGUGAUGGCGGCGAUGGAAUCGACGGUGUUGGAGCGGAUGAUGGCGAGUGUUCAUCGGAGACGGCGGAAGUGGAGUUACUAGAGAAAUUGGUUGAUGAUACAUUCUUUCUCCUGACUGAUUCCGGAAUUGUUGAUGAUACCUUCUUUCUCCUGCAUUUUGAUUGUGGGAUUCAUCCUGCGUACUUGGGAAUGGAUGUGUUACCUUACUUCGAUGAGAUUGAGCCUUCCACCAUUGAUGUCCUCUUGAUUACUCAGUAUGUUUAUUUUUAUCUUGCUCUUUUGCCGAAUUAG
Arabis nemorensis is the source of this 1491-nucleotide messenger RNA. The record is from the annotation of a GenBank genome assembly. NCBI's taxonomy places the organism in Eukaryota, Viridiplantae, Streptophyta, Magnoliopsida, Brassicales, Brassicaceae.